Messenger RNA from Gossypium arboreum, 2367 nucleotides. RefSeq lists its product as uncharacterized. Bases 682 to 2013 code for a protein of 443 amino acids. NCBI's taxonomy places the organism in Eukaryota, Viridiplantae, Streptophyta, Magnoliopsida, Malvales, Malvaceae. The record is from RefSeq and is a predicted model, not a curated record. The transcript has 15 exons.
GCCUCAUUUUUUGCGCCAUUCAAACUCAAUAGUAACAGCUACGAUAGCAAUCUCAAGUUUCAACCCUACGUCCUCAUCGAACGCCACCACGUGUUUGCAAGGGCAACCGCAAAUAGAAUAAUGAACCAAGCCAACCAUUCUUUUCCGCUGCCGCUUUAGCCCUAGUGCGGAGAAAAAACUAAUGUAAAGUUGAAAAUCGACCAGUAGAAAUAUUAUUUUAGAUAUUGAUUAUUUUUAAUAUUUAUUAAAUAAUAUCCAAAAAUUAUAAAAUAAUAAAGUAAAUCUGAAAAUUCAAAUUUUAAAAUUACUAUAAAAAUCCAAAAACUUGAUUAAAUCGAAUCCAAUUAUCAUAAAUAAUUCGAAGCAAGUAUCCAUUCUACAUACAAUCAACUCAUAUCUUCAGUAAAAUUCAGUGUAAAUUGCCACGUUUGUCUAGACUGACAACACAUAUAGAGCAAAAGAAUUUUCUUUUUCUUUUUCUUUUUCUUUUUUCUUUUUAAAUUUUAUUUUUCAUAAUCAAUUAUUAGAUCUCCUCCAUAAAGAUUAUCGAUAUCGACCUUCAACAAGAAACAGCACAUCCCCAAUAAUACCGAGGAAGAGGAAGUUGAAAACCCUUGGGCUGUCCCUUGGUGGGUGUUUCUUUAGGUUUUCUUGGUCGCGACGAUUUUCAGUGGCUUGUAAAUGGCAGCGUAUAGGCUCCUGAUUUUCUCCCUCUUUUUGGCCCUAGUUUUCACCAAGAUUGGAGCCGAUGCCUCAACUGAACCGCUGCUUGAAUCGGACGCCGCCGAUUCUUCUGCUCUUAAGAUGGAGUUGGAUCAACUGAAGUCUAAGAUCCGUCUUCUUGAAUCAAAUGUUGAGGAGAAAAUUCGAGAACUGAAAACCAAGGAUGAGAUGAUAAAGCAGAAAGAUAAAAUUAUAGAAGAAAAAUCUGACACCAUGGCAUCGUUGCACUCUGAAUUAUCAUCUCUUCAGAAAAAAGGAACCUCAGAUGCUGAGGAACGGGUGGGAAAAGCUCAUGCGAAAGCUCUUGAAUUGCAGAAACAGGUUGAUAGACUUAAAACUGAACUAGAAGCAAAAUUGAAGGAAAAAGAUUAUUUGGAAUCCCGUGCAACUAAAGCUGAGAACAAGUUGAAUGAAUUGAAUUUGCAGCUAGAGAAUCUUCAAAAGAUCAAUAAGGAACAGGAGAACAAACUAGCAAAAACUGAGCGAGCUCUAAAUAUUGCAGAGGAAGAACUGAUAAAGGCAAAGUUUGAUGCCACUUCAAAGGCAAAUGAGUUGAUGGAGGUUCACAGCGCAUGGCUUCCACCUUGGCUUGCUACACAGUUAAUUCGUGGUCAGGCCUUCAUUCAGACACAUUGGAAUCAGCAUGGAAAACCAAACAUGGAUAUGGUGAUCCAGAAGGCUCUAGAGAAAAAGGCCUUAGCUAAAAAGUGGGCUGAACCCCACAUGGAAGCAAUUAAAACCAAAUGGGUUCCAGCUGCUAAGGAUCAGUGGGUGGCGGUAACUACAUAUGCUGAACCACAUGUGCAAUCGCUCACUGCAAAAACUGUUGAAAUUUAUGAGGUAUCGAAGGCUACAAUAACUCCUCAUAUUAUCAAAGUUCAAGAAACAGUUGAUCCUUACUUCCAGGAAGCCAAGAAGUUCAGUAAGCCAUAUAUUGAUCAGGUUGCUACUUUAGCAAAGCCUCAUGUUGAUAAAAUUUCUGUGGUGGUGAAGCCCUAUACAAAGGAGGUAGUUAAAGCUUAUGGGAGGUUUUUGGAAUUGGCAACAACAUACCAUCAACAGGUUCAAGCCUCUGUGCAAGAAAAUUUGAAGAAGCAUGAGCUGACAAGACCUCUUGCAACCAAAGAGCUUGAGUGGUUUGCGGCAUCUGCUCUAUUGGCUCUACCUAUUUUUAUUUUGUUCAGAAUAUUUUCAGCAAUUUUCUGCAAAAAGACAAAGAAGCGUGUUCGACAUACUAACGCAACCCACCAUGGUCGUCGUAAGGGCAAAAGGGGGCACACAGACAAGUAGACUGCGUGUAUUUAGGUUUUGGUCUCUUAAUGUUGGGAAAUAUUAGAGGGGCUCUAGGUGAUCAUGUUGGGUAUGGAGCUGUGGUGUCGCAAUUGGAAGUAUUUAAUCUUCUCUUACCUCUCAAGGUCCCUGGUUUUAAUAUUAUUAUUAUUUUUUGGGGAGGGUGUGGAAUUAGAAAAAGUUAAGAACCCUAGUGACGCUAUAAGGUUGAAAUCUUGAGAUUCCUAGUUGUAGGAGUUGUGUAUUUUAUUUAUGUUAGUGUAAUUUUAUUUUAUUUUGUUUUUCUUUCUACUGGAUUCACAAACGAAACAACUCAGUCUCUGUUUCAGAAAUCAUCAUAUACUUUUUGAGACA